AUGCAGUUGCGAAUGCCCCGAGCGACGGGCGGCAAUUUGGGAAGAACCAAGAAUAUCAUCCAUUUCGUGCAGGCGUUUGUGAUUUUCAUUGCGUGGGCCAUGACGAUCGCGAUCUGGACAAAGGGUGAUGGUAUCGAUGGACGGACAGUAUGGUACUGGAUCUUGUGUUGGAUCAGUAUCCCCGCUCUGAUUUAUCUCGCCGCUGUGCCCAUGUGGCCCCGAGCCCGCCGAUUUGGAAAUGUGUAUGCUUUUGCGACGGUCGACCUUAUCUUUACUGUGUUCUGGUUCAGUGCCUGGGUUUGCCUAGCUUCCUACGUUGCGCAGGGAAAGAGCAUCGGAAAGUCGACCAGCGAUGAUUCAAGUUCAUCUUCAACUUCAUCCAGCACCAAGUCUCGUCGCGCCUCGAGCAGCACGAAGUCCGGUUGUGACAACUGGGCUUAUGGCAGUGCUGGCAAAUGCAAGAUCAGCACGGCGACCACUAUCAUCGGUGUUUUUGUCUUCCUUCUCUUUGCCGUCACCGCUUGGAUGUCCUUCCGCAAUGUGAUGCACUUCCGUCGCACCGGUACCCUCCCCGACGCAGUCUCCGAUCCCACCUUCGCCGCCCAGAGCAAGGCCGCCUUCUCUUCGAACCCGGCCCAUGACUUCGAGGAGGAUGAGGAUGACUUCCGCUCUGGUCGUGCCGGUAUGGCCGCACCAUCUGCCAGUGAGCGCGACGAGGACUAUGCUCUGCUUCAGCAGAGCGAGAUGGACGACAUUAGCAACGCGCACGGCCGGACCGCAAUGCACGGUGCUUAUGACCCCACUGGGCCUGCUCCCGGCAGUGUUCUCCACGACUAUAAUAGCACCGGCUAUGGUGGUGCUCAUGGGCAACACUACGCCCCUCCAUCGGAGUAUGGCUCCUCGAUGAGCGGGUAUGGUCGGUAG
Messenger RNA from Penicillium brasilianum, 924 nucleotides. Lineage: Eukaryota; Fungi; Ascomycota; Eurotiomycetes; Eurotiales; Aspergillaceae. The record is from the annotation of a GenBank genome assembly.